AUGGCUUCCCUACAUUUGGCCAGCAUCGCAAUCGGAGUGCUUACUGCAUACCUUCUGACCAAGCUUCUCACAUUUAAAAAGCCUCCAGCGCCCCUCCCACCCGGUCCUCCACCUAAACCGAUUAUUGGUAACUUGAAGGAUCUGCCUCAGAAUGGAGAGCGAGACUGGGAGCAUUGGCUGAAACACAAAGAGCUUUAUGGUAGAUUCACACAGACAGUAAUAUUAUCGUAUACGUCUGGGUGUGGAGGCAUUUUGGGAUUAAUCCCCUAUUCCGAUCGCUCUAGGGCAAUUCGCAAAGCCAUGAAUAAGGAGAUUGGAUCGAAGGUAGCUGUUUCUAGAUUUAACGCACUUCAGGAAGCUGAGACGCGUCGCUUUCUACUACGGGUGCUUGAGGCGCCGGAGGAGCUGAGAAACCAUAUUCGGACAGAGGCUGGUGCGGUGGUUCUGAAACUUGCGUACGGGUACACUGUCGAGCCGCACAAACAGGAUCCGUUGGUCGAUUUGGCAGACGUGUCCAUGUAUUACUUUUCGCUAGUGUGUCGCUAUGGGGCUUGGGUGGUGGAUGUUUUUCCAAGCUUGAGAUUUCUCCCUUCUUGGUUUCCAGGGACUGAGUUCAAACGCAUCGGACAGAGGUCUAAAGAGGCUUUUGAUAAUUUCGGCGGGAAACCAUAUAAUUUCGUCAAGCACCAAAUGUCACAGGGCACACACCAUCCCUCAUAUCUGUCAAGCAUUCUAGAAUCAGAAGAAAUUGAGCCUGGCUCCGAGAAGGAAUACGUGACAAAGUGGUCCGCAGCAUCGAUUUACGCCGGCGGUGCUGACACGACAGUGUCCACCAUGGCAUCCUUCUUCCUCGCCAUGGCGCUGUACCCUGAGGCUCAGAGAAAGGCCCAAGAGGAGAUUGAUCGUGUCGUCGGAAACAGCAGGCUUCCCACCUUCGCCGACCGGGAUAAUCUGCCCUAUAUCAACGCCACUGUGAAGGAGGUCCUCCGCUGGCACCCAGUUGUACCAAACAACCUGCCUCAUCUUUCUACCCACGAUGAUAUGUGUCAAGGAUACUUUAUCCCAAAGGGCUCCAUAGUGAUUUCUAAUAUCUGGGGCUUCGCACACGACCCAGACGUCUUCCACGACCCUAUGACAUUCAAGCCGGAACGCUACCUGGGUGACAAUCCCGAGCCUGAUUCUCAUAGAAUCUCGUUCGGAUUCGGUCGCCGAAUCUGUCCCGGUCGCGUUAUGGCAGACGCAGCCAUUUACCUCAAUAUUGCACAAUCUUUGGCGGCCUUUAACAUUGGCAAGAAAGUGGUCGAUGGGAAGGAGGUCGAGCCCCGAGUAGAGUUUCAGGCUGCGCUUAUCAGUCACCCGGAGCCAUAUGAUGUCAGCAUUAAGCCUCGGAGCUCGGUGCAUGAGGAGCUUAUUCGCGCGGUGGAGGAGGAAUAUCCUUGGGAGAAGAGUCAUGCGGAUGAGCUUGUUAAUAUUAAGGUAUAG
Messenger RNA from Aspergillus oryzae RIB40, 1482 nucleotides. RefSeq names its product cytochrome P450. Bases 1 to 1482 code for a protein of 493 amino acids. The transcript is spliced from 6 exons. Lineage: Eukaryota; Fungi; Ascomycota; Eurotiomycetes; Eurotiales; Aspergillaceae. Gene Ontology annotation, molecular function: oxidoreductase activity, acting on paired donors, with incorporation or reduction of molecular oxygen; heme binding; iron ion binding. The record is from RefSeq and is a predicted model, not a curated record.